UUCAAAGGUAGCAGCAGCUUUCUUUACUCAUCUGUCUCCACUGAGUAAUCUGUGAUCGGACAUUUCUACGAUUUAACCGAGCAUGGGGUUUUCUGGUAUGUCUAAUUCGUGUUUGGGAUGCGUUCCGUUUAGGCAGUCCAAGAUGGAACAGUAGUGCUACUAAUUUCUAGCAACACUGGCAGAAUAGCUGCAGUCCAGUGGAGGGAAGAAGGACCGGACUGUUAAUUCAUGCUCUCAGAAGUGCAAUCCAGCUGGCCUGUCUUGUUGUCUUCAUCAAACCUCUCACCCUGGUGAAGACCAAAGCAGAAGUUUGGAUGCAGGGCGUAUGCUGGCUGCUGUCCCUUGGUCUGGCAGGGGCACUCGCUGUACUGUCGAAAGACCAGAUGGCUCAUCAUGCCAUCAAGGUAUAUAGGAAUAAAGCGGUCACACACGGCCACAGCUGGGUGGCCAGACACUGCAAGCGGCUGGUGGGUCUCCUCAAUCAGAAGAAUGUGGCUAUCAAGAAGCUGACAGCGGCUGCUGAUGCAGUUAGACGAGAUAAAGGCCUUUCAGAACCAGAGAAACACUUCCAGGUUCACACUCUGGAGGUUUUUCAGAAGGAGCUGAAUGAGAGUGAACACCUGGUGUUCCAGGCAGUGCACAGCCUACAGAGGGUGCUACAGGGCGACUAUAGGGAUGUGGUCAACAUGAAGGAGAGCAGCAGACAAAGGCUGGAGGCCCUCAGGGAGGCAGCUAUAAAGGAAGAACAGGAAUAUGUGGAGCUGGUGGCUGCAGAGAAGCACCAGCAGGAAGCUGUUAAGAGUGCUUUGACCCAGAACAAAUCUCUGUCCAUGUUGGAUGAAAUUCUGGAGGAUGUCAGGAAGGCAGCAGACCGACUAGAGGAGGAGAUCGAAGAGCAUGCCUUUGACAACAACAAACAGAUGAAGGGAGUGAAUGUAGAAGCAGUGCUGAGAGUGGAGGAAGAUGAAGAGAAUGGAGGGAAAAAGAAAAACAAAUCCAGACUGAAAGAAGUGGAGGAUAACCUGGGACUGAGCAUGCUCAUUGACUCACAGAAUAACCAGUAUGUUCUGACCAAACCACGAGACUCCACAAUGCCAAGAGCCGACCAUCACUUCAUUAAGGACCUGGUGUCAGUGGUGAUGCUGUCCCUGCCAUGUGGCUGGAUUUGCACUCUGGUGGGUCUUCCUCCCAUGUUUGGAUAUGUCGUCAGUGGAGUCCUGCUUGGUCCCUCUGGUCUCAACAGUAUCAAGUCUAUGGUGCAGGUGGAGACUCUGGGGGAGUUGGGUGUGUUCUUCACUCUGUUCGUGGUGGGGCUGGAGUUCUCACCUGAGCGCCUUCAAAAGGUAUGGAAGACCUCAGUUCAGGGGUCAUGCUACCUGUGUCUGCUGAUGGUGGGGGCCGGAUUGUUGUGGGGACUAUGUCUUCAUAUUCGACCCACCCAGACCGUCUUCAUUUCCACUUGCCUGUCCUUGUCUAGCACUCCACUAGUGUCUCGAUUUCUAGCGGGAGGAAGUAGGGUGGACAAGGAAGGUGACCUGGACUACAGCAGUGUUCUCCUUGGGAUGUUAGUGAUGCAAGAUGUUCAACUCGGCCUCUUCAUUGCUGUCAUGCCGACGCUGAUUCAGGCACAGAGUGGAGACUUGGAAAGCUUUCUGUUCGGAGGUCUGCGAGUGCUAUAUCUGCUGGCACAGGUUCUGCUGUCUCUGGCUGCUGUACUGCUGCUGUGUUUGUUGCUCAAAUCAUUCCUGAUUGGUCCAUUUUACAAGAAACUUCAUGCUGAGAGUAAAGGCAACAAGGAGAUCCUGGUGCUGGGGAUGGCAGCUUUUGUUUUUUUCAUGCUGACGAUAACAGAGUUUCUGGAUGUUUCUAUGGAGCUGGGCUGCUUCUUGGCUGGAGCUUUGCUUUCCUCACAGGGUCACAUGGUCACAGUAGAGGUCAUGGGCUGCAUUGAGCCAAUCAGAGAUUUCCUCGCCAUCAUCUUCUUUGCCUCUAUUGGUCUCCAUGUGUUCCCGACGUUCGUGCUGUAUGAACUCACCAUUCUACUGGUGCUGACACUCACACUCGUCAUUAUGAAGUUUAUCAUGGCUGUAUUGGUACUGUCUGUAAUCUUGCCUCCAAGCUCCAGACACAUUCGGUGGAUUGUCUCAGCUGGUCUGGCUCAGGUCAGCGAGUUCUCCUUUGUCUUGGGUAGCCGAGCACGUCGGGCAGGCAUCAUCUCCAGAGAGGUGUACCUGCUGGUUCUCAGUGUCACCACCCUCAGUUUGCUGCUGGCUCCGCUUUUGUGGAGAGUUACCACAAACAAAUGGGUUCCCCGCACCGAACGCAAAACACUCACAUGACCAGAGGACCAAAAUAGUCCCAUCUGAGUUUUAAAAACUUUGCAGCCACAUCACAAGUCUUACUUCUUUUUUCUGUUUGACCAAAGCUCCAUCCAUUUCUUGUCACUGAAUGAAGUCUCCUGCAUCACAAGGAAGAAAAUAAUCAUUGUAAACAUUUUGAUGUGUUUUUUUUUUUUCAAAGCCUGCUUUAGACCAUCAGAAAUGUCUUUAGGUUUGUACUGUUCAUUCUACCGUUGUUAUAUAAAAUGUUGGUGCAAGACUGCUUUAAGAUAAUUUUUAAAUAAUAACCUAAUCUCAAUGAGCGGAUAUCUACAUGUAGAGAUGCUACAUCUGUGCACAUGGGACAAACAUUCCCUGCAUUCCACUUGCCAAAAUUCUGACCAUUCACAUUCAAGCUUUCAUUCCUUGCAUGCAUGUUAAAAUGUUGAGAAAAAGAGACGCAAUUCUGGGAAAACCUCUCAAAAACAUCAGCUGUUAUCCAAACGUUCAGCCUUUUAUCAGCUUUUCAGAUUUAUCUUAUGUAUUUAAACUGUAACAGGUGCACAGAACAGAAAGCCUUGGCCUUGUGGUCUCCUGGCUACACCUGAAGCAUGGAAAUGUUGGUCUCUCUCCCCAGACAGAUAGUCAUUAAACUGAUGAAAAUGAGUUUCAAGAGUGGUGAUAUAAAUGAAAUACUACUUCAAAUGCUUAACAGUGUCUGCAGCUGUCUUGAUAUAAAACCCAACUGCUUUAAAGUUUAAAGAAGCACAAAAAAACAAAGUUCUUUUCUGUUCAGACCCUCCUAAUGGUAAGCAUUAGGACAGAGCACAGAGAUAAUCUCAGUAUUUCCAGUUAGUUGUGUUUUGAACCUUAAACUUUCCCUUGUAGAAAUCACAUCUACAACACACUUCUACCAUUAGGUGAAUUAUUAUUAUGAUUAUGAUUAUUAUUAUUAUUAUUAAGGGAGCAUUUCUUGUAGUUUAAAGUUGUCUCUGUCUCUACUGAAUUUUUGGUAAUAGAUUUUUUGUAUUCAGAUGUAGGAUAUUGUUGAUAACUGACUGUCUCUGAUUGUACCAAAAUACUUGUCUGCUGUAUUUAAUCAAUGCUUUUUGUAUUUUAUUCUGAUCAUUGUACUACUCUGAACAUCAGUUUUAUAACACUUGAGUGUUUUUCAGAAAUCUAUUAAUUCUGUGUACAAAUCUUCCUUCUUGCAUUCUAGAAAACCAUGGUAUGUUGCACUGCACUAAAAAACUAAGAAUGUACACAAAUAACUACAAUCCUGGAAGCAGAAUGACCUCUGAGACUUGAUUUACUGAUGAGACAUUUAAAUAUAAUAUAAACGCUGCACUAGUUACUGGUGGAUGUUAAACUUGUGUGCCUUUCGGAGUGUAAUUGUAAGGAAGCACAUUUCUCAUUGGGAUCAAAGCAUCCUUGUCUGAUGUAAAUCAUGUGCAAUGUAAAUGUGUGCAAUGCCACAUGUUACUGUGUACGUUAAUAAUAUUGUGAAAUAUUUUUCUUCAUUAUGUUAAUGGAGAGGCUCUGUUAGUUUAAAUGAGUGUGCUGUUGACCACAAAUGAGACACCAGACAUUUUCUCCCAUAUGUCUGUUUAUUUUGAGAGUAGUGGAAAUUUUCAUUUAUUUAUUAAAUAAAACAAAAAGGUGCUUUCA
Melanotaenia boesemani (Boeseman's rainbowfish) is the source of this 3986-nucleotide messenger RNA. RefSeq names its product transmembrane and coiled-coil domains 3 (gene slc9d1). Gene Ontology annotation, molecular function: potassium:proton antiporter activity. Gene Ontology annotation, biological process: proton transmembrane transport; potassium ion transmembrane transport. The transcript is spliced from 15 exons. Gene Ontology annotation, cellular component: membrane. The record is from RefSeq and is a predicted model, not a curated record. Lineage: Eukaryota; Metazoa; Chordata; Actinopteri; Atheriniformes; Melanotaeniidae. Bases 315 to 2339 code for a protein of 674 amino acids.